Messenger RNA from Ceratotherium simum simum (southern white rhinoceros), 2076 nucleotides. The record is from RefSeq and is a predicted model, not a curated record. NCBI's taxonomy places the organism in Eukaryota, Metazoa, Chordata, Mammalia, Perissodactyla, Rhinocerotidae.
AUGCCGCCGCCGCCGAGGCUCUCGGGCCGCGGAACUCCGGCGCCGCCUCUUCCUCCCGCGCCUGCCGGGGAGCGCUGGCGCUGGCGCCGAAUCCCGGCCGCCGCGACUGCAAAGUUGCGAGCUCCGAGCUCCGCGGCUCCAGUCCACUGGAGUCCCCCAGGCCGCGCCCUGGCUCCCUCUCCUCGCGGGCUCCGGGCUCGGGAAGCUACACGCACCCGGCGCGCGCGUCCAGCUGCGCCGGGACCGCACUCAGCGCCCUCCGGGCAGCACCUGUCAGCGGCGGGGGCGGCUGCCUCCAAACUGGGCGCGCGCGCGACUCACACAACAGGGCGGAUCAGACGGAAGACACCCGGGACCAGCAGCCCCGCGGGAGCGCCCCGGGACCAUCCUCCAGCUCCUCUGUGGGGGGGCAGGCGGGCGAGAGCCGGGCGGAGCUGGGUGGGGCCCGGAGCCAGCUUGCUCCCCAGGAUCCGCCACAGUUCCCACGAAGCUAGCUCUGGGCCGGCCGCUGGACGCGCCCGCCGGCGACGGUCUGGGCCUUCAGGAAUGCCACCAUUAGAAAUUCUUCCCUUUGAGUUUUUCAGUGAGUGGUCCUUGGAUCUCUGGAUCAAAAUGAGCUUAUUUAGAGACUUGCUGGAGUGGGGCCCAGGAACCGACAGUUUAAGAAGCUCUCCAGAUACGGAUGUAAACGAAAGUGCCUCCCCGACUGCCGAGGAACAGCCAGAUGAACCUGAUGGCCCCCUUCCUGGCUCAGCCAGUGACCAAGAAAAGAAAGUAAGAUUAUCUCCAGCCAAAAUGUCAACCAAGAAUUCAACAGAUCUAGUUGACUAUGUCAACAACCGUCAUCCUUUUCUUCCUGCCAUUCCAAACCCCCUGAGAAGUCAGCUAGAAGACAGACUGAACAAUCAGGAGCGCACCAUAGCUUUCCUCCUUGAACAAGCCUUCCGCAUCAAGGAGGACAUCUCUGCUUGUCUUCAGGGGACCCACGGCUUUCGAAAAGAGGAGUCGCUUGCCAGGAAGCUACUGGAAAGCCAUAUCCAGACCAUCACCAGCAUCGUCAAAAAACUCAACCAAAACAUUGAGAUUUUAGAAGACCAAAUAAGAGUUCGAGAUCAGGCGGCCACAGGAACUAAUUUUGCAGUACAGGAGCUCAACACCAAGCACCUUCAAGGAGUCGGAGAUCUUCGAGGAAGAGUAGCCAGAUGUGAUUCCAGCAUUGUGAAGCUUUCUGGAGACAUUCACUUCAUCAGGCAUGAACACCGGCAAGUUGAGAAAACAAUUCAAGAGCUCAUGUCUGCCCUAGAAACUAUUUCUAAGAACUUGGAUAUGAAGGUAAUGCAGCUCUUAGGAAAGAUAGAGACUUCCAGUUCUGAGCAAACUUCAAAUUUAAAGAUGGUCCAGGGGGAUUAUCACCAUGAAAUGAACCUUUUGGAGUUCAAAUUUAAUUCACUUUCAAAUAAUCUGUGUGAGGAAGUUGAGAACAAUAAAAAAUGGACAGAAAACCAGUUCAUCAAAUAUGAAAAAGACCUCCUCAGCCAUAUCAAUCAGUGCCUGAAGCUCCUACAGGAGAAACUGGAAAAGUCUGAAAAUAAAAUGGAAGAAAAAUUACUGCAACUUUCAAGCAAAUUAGAGAAUUUCAUUAACACACAGAAACAGGAAGCAGAACUAAACAAAGUAAAGGAUAUAGAAAAUAAACUGUCCAAAAAGAUGAACCAACUGGAAAAGCACAUCUGGAGUGAAUUAGAGAAAAUGCAGAAUGAAUAUCAAUCAGGAUUUAAAUCAAUUCAUGACUCUCUCAGCUCCCUCCAACAAAUACAGAAAACAAAGAUGGAUAUAGAGAAAUAUAAAGUACAGAAAGACCUAAAGAAAUUACGGCGUAAGAUAGUGGAACUCCAGGAAGUAUAAAACUUUCCAGUCAUCUUCUUUUUCACCAGGCAAUGGAGCAGUUUGUUGGUAAAAUCUGGGGAAAAGAAAGUUAAUAUCACUGUGAUGUUUAUUGCCUCUAAUAUCUCUGUAUUUCUUACUACCUUUUUAAGGAGAUGAAGGUACCAGAAAAUCCAAUAAAGCAAAGAAGCU